This is a messenger RNA of Lepisosteus oculatus (spotted gar), 2905 nucleotides long. It is a transcript of the gene wdr75, whose product is annotated as WD repeat domain 75. Gene Ontology annotation, biological process: positive regulation of rRNA processing; positive regulation of transcription by RNA polymerase I. Gene Ontology annotation, molecular function: RNA binding; protein binding. Lineage: Eukaryota; Metazoa; Chordata; Actinopteri; Semionotiformes; Lepisosteidae. Gene Ontology annotation, cellular component: nucleolus. The record is from RefSeq and is a predicted model, not a curated record.
AGGUUAGAGUUCAGACAUUGGAAAGAAGAUGGUGGAGCCCGGAGAAAUCCGCGUGGUUCGGAGUGGUGGUAGCAAAAUAAACUUCAGAAAACCUGUUUUCACGCUAGAUUCAAAGUUCUUGCUUUGCUCGUCAGGGGAUUCGGUGAAAGUCUACAGCUCCGCGACAGAAGAAUGUGUCCGCAUCCUACACGGACACUCGGACCUUGUUACUGGCAUUGCCUUAAACCCAUCAAACCACCUCCAGGUUUAUUCCUGCUCUGUAGAUGGCACUGUUAAGCUGUGGGACUUCACUGAUGGCAUUCUGAUUAAGACAUUUGUAAUUGGCUACAAACUCUUAGCCCUGUAUGUCUCACCUGACCAUGAAGGAACAGUUUUUCUCAUCAUCCCCAUGGAAAGCAACAAAGAAUCAGAGGCUUUUCAGUUGGUUUCUAUUCAGCUUCCAAAAGUGUCCGACCAGGAGGUGGAAGCCAGAGAUGUGUCCAUCCUGUUAAGUAAUGUCAACCCUGCCCCAAAGGCAACCUCUUUUGGAAGAGGGGGCACAUAUAUUGCUUCUGUGAAAGGUCUACAUAUGUCUGUGUACUUCUUCAAGAAACAAAAGACUUACAGGCUGGCUUUAAAAGCUACUGAUAAAAAGGGAGCCAAGAAUAUGUUCACAUGUGUUACCUGUCACCCAAAAGAGGACUGCAUAGCCACUGGCCAUGAAGAUGGGAAGAUAAGGCUGUGGAGAAAUUUUAAUCAGAAAAAGGAAUACACAUACUCCACACAGCACUGGCACCAUAAUAUUGUAAAGGAUCUGUCUUUCACACCUGCAGGUACUAAUAUGCUGAGUGGUGGAAUAGAGUCAGUGUUAGUACAGUGGCGCUAUGGAGAAGAAACUAGAAAGGAUUUCCUGCCUCGUCUGGGAGCUGCUAUUGAAUAUGUCUGUGCUUCUCCAGAUGGAGUGCUGUACUGCACCUCUCACAGCGACAAUAAGAUCACAAUUAUCCAGAGUAACCUGAAAGUCAUUGGUGUAAUCCAAGGCCUGGUUAAAGGAGAUAAUAUCAAGACCAAUUUAAUGAUUGACCCAAGAAGUAAAGCAUUAGUGCUAAAUGGGAAGCCUGGACAUUUGCUCUUUUAUUCUCUCCAGCACGACAAGCAGUUGUAUAAUCUUGACAUAGUGCAACAGGAGUAUAUCCAUGAGUCAGGCCUGCAGCAGUUUGAAGUGGUCAAAGCUGCAUUUGAUGCCCAAGGUUCUUGGUUAGCAACUGUUGAAGAAAGGAAAAACAAGUUGUCUGAAUGGGAGGUGAUACUGAAAAUGUGGGGCUAUGACGAGCAGACACAGAGCUUUGUGCUGAAUACCACAGUAACAUCCCCACAUGAGGGUCAGAUCACAGCUCUCUGUUUCUGCAAUGCCAACGAAACCAGCAUGUUGGUGACAGCAGGAAAGGAUGGGCAGUUUAAAGCCUGGCUCUUGGGAGAGAAUUCUGAUCAGGAAACGUGCUGGACUUGUGACUUUGUGGGCAGCUACCACAAUCUCAGUGUCACAAACAGUUGCUUCUCUGCAGAUGGUUCCUUGCUGGCUGUCAGUUUCCAAGAGAUCGUCACCAUAUGGAACCCUGACUCCUGGGACCUCCUGUGCACAUUCUGUCAGCCUCCAGGGAAAAUAAGGAAACUUUGUUUUGGGAGGCUAAGCUGUUCAAAGUACCUCCUUGGUACCACCACUAAUAACUUACUUUGCUGUUGGAACCUGCUGACUUGUAAAUUGGAAUGGAGCGCAGAUUUAAAUGUCAUUUGUCUUGAGGCUGAUCCUUUAUCUGAAAACAUUGCUGCAUUUUCAUUUGCAUCUGGAAGCUCUGACUUGUUCGUGUUCAAACCGAGCGAGCCGCGGCCCCUGUAUGUCCACAAGGCGGUGUGUCUCGGCCAAGUGCAGCGCGCAGUCUUCGCUCCCCGAGAGGCGGCAGAGGACAACUGCUCAGAGAGCAGCCAGUGGUUGAACAGAUCCCGACUCUACUUCCUUUCAGAGCACAUGGAUCUGAUGACAUUCGUUACAAAAUCAGAAGAAGACUGGAUAGUGGCCUCAAACAAACAGCUUUCAAUAGAUGAGAGCACUCCUGUCACUCCAUUCUCCCUACUGUUGGGGAGACACAGACAACAGCAUCAGACUGAUCUGGAUAAACAGAAGGACCAGCUAGCAGCUCGGGUUCAGAAUCCACAAGGAACAGUUGCAGUUAAAGAGUUGCUUCAAACUCCAGCCUAUGUUUUGCCCUCAGCUUCAUUCCUGUGUACAAUGUUUGUGAAUUCCUUGCUGAUCUGCAAGCAUGGAAAUGGAGAAGUCUCUGAGGAAAUAGAUGAGGAUAUGGACAGUGACAAAGAGGAAGAUGAUGAUUCAGAAAAGGAAAUGGACUCGCUGGAUAAUCUGCAAGAAUUCAAAACAGAGUACCUCUUAGAGGAGCAGGCACCAGAGCUUUCAAGGUCUGAGGAAAAGGAAUUAAAGAAACUACGGAAAACAGACUACAGUUGGCUUAGCAAACUUCAGGACUAUUAGCUGUAGGAAUUAAUCUGAGCCAAAACCCUUGGUGCAUCAUUUUUUACUCUUAAUGCAAUCCAGUAUUUUUUUUAUAUUCCAGAAAAGUAUACCAUGCUGGUUAAAAACCGUCUAUUGCUGGGACUGUUGACAUUAACAGAACUUUUGAAAGAUCAAACUGCAGUAUUGAGUGUUCUGUACCUUACUUUUAGCCGUUUCAUAACUUAUCCUAAACUUGCAUAAAGGAUCACGUUUGGAAAAUCUGCUCAUGCAGCUUUUUAAGGCAAGUCACCAGUGCACACUUCUGUUAUACAUUUUGCUACUUCUGUUUUCAUAUAGAAGCUCAAAAAUAUCUCGAAUGACUCAGCAUAUGUUCAUAAAAUUCCCAUGAGCAAAUGCUUA